AUGCUCACGAAAAGUCAUCCACGAAUCACCCUCUCUGGGCUCAGUGUUCUUCUGUCUGGGGAUUCCCCCCAUCUCACCCUACACCUUCCACACCCACCUUCCACAUUCACGCCCUCCUUAUUCAUACCACUCUUUCCGACUCUUCCAGUGUGUGCUCUGGCCGAUGCCGGCGCUCUUAACCCUGGCGGAGUCAUCAAGGUUCCGACGCGCGGCCCGUGCUCCGCGUCGCCCGUGCCGCUGACCGUCUCGACCGCCGCGGAUUUCGCGCAGCGGCUGCAGUACACGCCGAACACGACGGUCGUCAUGUACCUAACGGGCAACAUCACGACCUCCACCGUGGUUUGGUUCAACGCGUCGUAUUCCUGCACCAUCAUCCGCCCGCAACCGGGACUCACGUCCAUGCCCUGGAUCUGGCUUGAUAACUUCAACUCGCCCGCGGUGCGGGUGGAGAGCGCGACGAACAUGCAGUUUGUCGGGAUCGGGAUUGGAUUCCCGUGGAAGAACACCGGCAUGGUGGCGUGCGGCGGGCUGCCCGAGUUCCCGUCGCGCUGGACGUGCCCCGUGCUACACAUCUACCGCGGAUGGGCGGUCACUUUCUCCAAUGGGCAAGUGCAGGGGCGCACGGACGUGUAUCGGUCGGGCGCGGUGGAGUUUUCGUACCAGAAGCACGUGGUGGAUUAUCUGGACGGCACGCUCUUCAGCUACUCGUGCAUCCGCUUCGCCGUCAACGGCGACCCCGUCAACCUCAUCCGCUCGCUCAACAAGGUCGUCAACAGCGAGAUCCGCGGCGCGUGGACGUCGAUCAUGAUGUACGCGGGGACCGUGGGCACCAUCAUCGCGAACAACUACAUCACGGACUUUCAGUUCUGCGGCGUGCAGUGCGGCAUGGGCGACAGCAACGUCGCGGAUUGCAUGCUCAACACCAUCCAGGAUAACUACAUCAUCCCCGGCCCCGCUUACCCCACCAACAACGGCGACGGCGCCGGGAUCUAUUACGAUCUGCAUUGGUACAACCCUGGCAAUCUGGACACGUGCAACUACAUCGUGGGCACGACGCACUGUCACUACCUGGACUUCACGACCUCGGGCCUCACUAUUGACGGCGCUGUGUGCAUUCGCAACCAUGAUGGCAUCAAGGUCAACACCGGCCACGCCAACAAGGUGCAGAGCUACCUGGUGGUGAAUCCGCAGUGGCAGUCGGGCAUCAUGAGCUGUCAGAACUGGUGCGACAACAACUGCAACUCGUGGGCCGGCCGCGGUCUUGGUUACAAGUGGUACAGCGCCUAUGUUGCUCGCUUUGACACUCCCGGCUGGCGCAAGAACUGGCCCUUCCUUUCGGGCCUCUGCAACCGCACAGAGUGGAUGGGACAGCCGUGCAACCCUGACCCCCCGAUCGAGCUUCCCAAGAACUGGACGGGCUACUGCUCGCAGUUCCUCUCCUAUUCCACCGUGGGCAAGCAGCGCUCCGCGGAUUACAAUUACACGGGCAAGUGCAGCGGCGUGCCUGGGCUGAACCACAUCGAGCUGACUGUCAUCAAUGGCACCAACGGCCGCUGGAACCCGUAUUAUAUUAACUGCGAUGCUCUCCCGUCUGUCGUGCCCACCAACAACAUCACCUCGGUGUCGUUUAACUACCCGCCGACCUACUUCAAGUUUGAUAAUUUCACCGGGGAUGAUUUUGGCGUGUCGAAUCUCUCCGAUAUGAUAUAUCAGAAGUAUCCGAAUUUCAUGUCGUGUAGCCGUCGCAGGGUCGGGCCUCAGAAACAGGUGCGCGCUAUGGCUGCUGCUCUCUCCACGGCAGAAUCCAACUUCGGCAAGGAUGUCGGCGAUUGGUGGAAGAACACUUUUGAUAUUAUCCCCGAAGAUUCGGAACUGUCUCAGAUUCUCUACCACAAGAAGUUCAAUGGAAAAAUCCGAGACCUCAACGCGCCCCUUCCCGCCGCUACCUCCACCGGACCUCCCAAGAAGAAGCCCGGAACCGGAAAGAAGCCAGGCAGGAAGGGACCGAGGGUGUCUAACUGGUGGAGCGGAAACUAG
This is a messenger RNA of Closterium sp. NIES-65, 2037 nucleotides long. NCBI's taxonomy places the organism in Eukaryota, Viridiplantae, Streptophyta, Zygnematophyceae, Desmidiales, Closteriaceae. The record is from the annotation of a GenBank genome assembly.